Messenger RNA from Saccostrea echinata, 992 nucleotides. Its product is annotated as NADH-quinone oxidoreductase subunit B 2-like. Gene Ontology annotation, molecular function: NADH dehydrogenase (ubiquinone) activity; 4 iron, 4 sulfur cluster binding; quinone binding. The record is from RefSeq and is a predicted model, not a curated record. Gene Ontology annotation, biological process: mitochondrial respiratory chain complex I assembly; electron transport coupled proton transport; aerobic respiration. Bases 28 to 843 code for a protein of 271 amino acids. NCBI's taxonomy places the organism in Eukaryota, Metazoa, Mollusca, Bivalvia, Ostreida, Ostreidae. The transcript is spliced from 6 exons.
UAUGUCGCGCAUGCGUGAGAGGGGAAAAUGGCGACCAGAACGGUUCUUAGAUUUUCGGGAUCAUUUAAUCACCUUUUGGGACCUCUUCUGAGUCGUCGCAGCCCAGCUCUAACAUGUUCUGUAAACUUGAAGACAAAAGCAUAUGAAAAAGAAAAUGAGAAGCAAACAAGUCUGGUGCCAUAUAGAAGUCAGGGUACAGACGCCAAAGCACAAGUUGUACAACCAGGCCCCCGGGAUCCAUACUCCCCUCAUCAGUACCCAGAGAGCAACAUGGACUUUGUCAUGGCCAGAGCUGAUGAUCUUUUGAACUGGGGAAGAAGGACUUCUCUGUGGCCCAUGACAUUUGGUUUGGCAUGCUGUGCUGUUGAAAUGAUGCAUUUUGCAGCCCCCAGAUAUGACAUGGAUCGAUUUGGAGUUGUAUUUCGAGCUAGUCCACGCCAUGCUGAUGUUAUGAUUGUAGCUGGUACUUUAACAAACAAAAUGGCUCCUGCACUUAGGAGGGUGUAUGAUCAGAUGCCAGAUCCUCGGUGGGUAAUCUCAAUGGGUAGCUGUGCCAAUGGAGGAGGAUACUACCAUUACUCAUACUCAGUUGUCAGGGGCUGUGACAGAAUUGUUCCUGUAGAUAUUUAUGUGCCAGGUUGUCCUCCAACAGCAGAGGCCCUUUUGUAUGCAACACUACAACUACAGAAAAAGAUCAAGAGGAUGAAGAUGGUACAAACGUGGUACCGCCGCAAUUACUUCAACCCCAAGAAGAGGGACGUAUUAGAACACCCCCCAGAAGUCCCAUUCCAGAAGUUAUUCAACUUAGUGAAAACUAAGACACAGCCAAAACCGUUGGAAUGAACUUGUAAAAUAUUUCUUUGAUGUAUCAUAUUCCUUGGAUCUGCAGAGAGAGUUGUGCUGCAAAUGGCAUACAAACUAUGUGUGACAUUGUUCACUUUGUUAUUGCACAUUGAGAUGUGCUAUAAAUAUUAAAUUGUUUUAGAAUUUGA